Fundulus heteroclitus (mummichog) is the source of this 1983-nucleotide messenger RNA. Its product is annotated as neuropeptide FF receptor 2. NCBI's taxonomy places the organism in Eukaryota, Metazoa, Chordata, Actinopteri, Cyprinodontiformes, Fundulidae. The record is from RefSeq and is a predicted model, not a curated record. The transcript has 3 exons. Gene Ontology annotation, biological process: regulation of adenylate cyclase activity; regulation of cAMP-dependent protein kinase activity; regulation of MAPK cascade. Bases 503 to 1849 code for a protein of 448 amino acids. Gene Ontology annotation, molecular function: neuropeptide receptor activity; peptide binding; opioid receptor binding. Gene Ontology annotation, cellular component: membrane.
UUGAAAAAAAAUGCACAACUUUGCACAUUAAAAUAAAUAAAAUCCAAUAAAUGUCAGCUAUUCCACCAGAGGGACAAACAAAGCUGGGCUAUUAGAAACAGAGGAGAGAUUUCAUAAGUGCCAGUCUCUACAGGAUGCAGGAGUGGAAGGUGAGAAGAAAAGGUGAGGACUGAUUGCGUUAGUUAAUACCUCAUUUAGGUCUGUUUGUUGUCUGUGGUAAAAUGUAAGAACACGUGCUUGACUUAUCAGAUAUGAAUUAGAGAUAGGACACAAUAAAGCUGUUACUGAACGUUUCUGAAAGGCUACGAUGUUUUACACUUAAUACAUUCUGCCUGUAAUCCUGCAGGAUCAUUGUGUCACUGUGAAUGCUAUAGCGUUCAUGAGGACAUUUUAAUUUAGAAAAUGUAUCUUUACAUGCCAAAGACGUACCAGAUAACCCAUCUAAUAUAUAACAGAUGAACUGCUGCGCUUUCCGUGUCUCUUUUCACACCCAGGUACCACGAUGACUGAGAAUCUAGCUUAUAAUACCACCGCAGAGGACCUGAACUUUUCCAGCACCCCAGUGUAUCAGAACAAGCCUUCGCCUCACAGGAACAUCACCUACGUGGAUUUCUAUCUCCACAAACCCGGCGUGGCUGCGGUCUUUACGGUUUCCUACCUGCUCAUCUUUGUGGUGUGCAUGGUGGGCAAUGGCGUGGUGUGUUUCAUCGUGCUGCGCAGCAGGAACAUGCGCACCGUCACCAAUCUGUUCAUUCUCAACCUUGCCAUCAGCGACCUGUUGGUUGGCAUCUUCUGCAUGCCGACCACGCUUGUGGACAACAUCAUAACAGAACUUUGUGUUUUUGCUUCUGCAGGAUGGCCCUUUGGCAGCGUUGUGUGCAAACUGAGCGGGAUGGUCCAAGGCAUAUCUGUGUCAGCAUCUGUUUUCACCCUCGUCGCAAUCGCUGUUGACAGGUUCCGCUGCAUUGUCUACCCUUUCAAGCAGAAGCUGACCAUCGCCACCUCCAAGCUAAUUAUCGUCAUCAUAUGGGUCCUGGCUGUGUUCAUUAUGUGCCCCUCAGGGGUCAUGCUCCAGGUCACGCAGGAGCAGACGGUGCGAAUUGUCCUUGGUACCGAAAGUGAGACCCGACCUUUCUACUGGUGCCGGGAGAACUGGCCGAGUCAGGAGAUGAGGAAAGUCUACACCACGGUCCUCUUUGCCAACAUCUACCUGGCCCCUCUGAGCCUGAUCGUCAUCAUGUAUGCGCGCAUUGGUUUCACCCUCUUUAAGACCACUCUCCCUCCAGCUAGGGGCAGUGGGAGCGCCUCAUUACAGGGGAGUGGCAACAACAAACAGAGCGUGGACGGGCGACAAACAAUCACUCGGAAGAAGAAGCGGGUGAUAAUGAUGCUCCUGGUGGUGGCUUUGCUUUUCAUCUUAUCCUGGCUGCCUCUGUGGACGCUCAUGAUGCUGAGCGACUACGCCAGCCUGACGGAGCGCCAGCACCGUGUCAUUAACAUCUACGUGUACCCUUUUGCUCACUGGCUGGCCUUCUUCAACAGCAGCAUGAACCCCAUCAUCUACGGCUUCUUCAACGAGAACUUCCGCAAAGGCUUUCAGGCGGCUUUUAAGUUCCAGCUGUGCUCCGCUGACGUUCUGCGCCACAGGACCUUCUCCCACCGGAUCAGAGGGAACGCCGUGCUGCCGGUCCACCCGACAGCGCCGAGCAGGCCGGCAUCCAGAGCCGGGUCGCUGUUUGUCGGGAACGGAGCGUGCCAGUGUCAGGAGGGAGAUUGUUUGACUGGUGGAAGCCACGUCAGAGAGCAGGAUCUGAUCAUGGAGGAUUUGGAGAAAGUGUCGCAGAUUUAGAAAGACCGGGCUUAAGCAUGUCCACUUCAACCAAGGUCUCUAGUAAAUAUUAUAAAACACAAGUUCACAAAAACGUCAUGCCAAUAAGUUAAACCUUUACAUGUCUGCUGUAAGUGAAUGUAUUUAGAAAAUCU